CGACCAUGAAAAAGUCAAAGAAUUUUUAAAGAAUUCCUUAUCUUUUUCUUACAAGCCACUUUAAUUAUUAAUACUCUCCACAUUUACUCCUCACUUACAAACAUGUCCUCCAGCACUGCAAUCUCCACCAACAUCACAUGGCAUGCCGGCGAUGUCUCCCGCAACGAGCGCGUCCAGCUGCUCAAACAGAAGGGUCUGACGAUCUGGUUCACCGGUCUGUCGGCCUCCGGAAAGAGCACCAUUGCCAGCGCCCUGGAGCAGCACCUCCUGCACAAGGGUAUUAAUGCCUACCGCCUGGACGGCGACAACAUCCGCUUUGGCCUGAACAAGAACCUUGGAUUUAGCCCCGAGGACCGCACGGAGAACAUCCGCCGUAUUUCCGAGGUCAGCAAGCUUUUUGCCGACUCCUCCGCCAUUGCCAUCACUAGCUUUAUCUCGCCCUACCGAUCUGACCGCGACAGCGCCCGCAAGUUGCACCAGGACGCUGGGAUUCCCUUUGUUGAGGUGUUUGCCGAUGUGCCAGUCAGCGUUGCCGAGGAGCGCGAUCCCAAGGGUCUGUACAAGAAGGCCCGCGCUGGCGAGAUUAAGGAGUUCACUGGAAUCAGUGCCCCGUACGAGGCGCCUGAGAGCCCCGAGAUUCACAUCCGCACCGACCAGAAGAGCAUUGCCGAGGCUGUCGAGCAGAUUUUCGCGUACCUUGUUGCCAACCAGCUUAUCUAGAGUCAUAAAGUUUUUUAUUUUAAUAUAAUGGCUAAGUAUAUACACAUGCUGUCAUCUUUUGUGUUUGAUGAAUCUAAAUUAAAAGAUA
Molecule: messenger RNA, 808 nt
Organism: Kickxella alabastrina
Lineage: Eukaryota; Fungi; Kickxellomycota; Kickxellomycetes; Kickxellales; Kickxellaceae
Product: adenylylsulfate kinase
Exons: 1
Coding region: 103-720 (205 amino acids)
Biological process (GO): sulfate assimilation
Molecular function (GO): adenylylsulfate kinase activity; ATP binding
Source: RefSeq, a predicted model, not a curated record